Recurvomyces mirabilis is the source of this 1599-nucleotide messenger RNA. RefSeq lists its product as uncharacterized. The transcript is spliced from 2 exons. The coding region runs from base 1 to 1599 and encodes 532 amino acids. The record is from RefSeq and is a predicted model, not a curated record. NCBI's taxonomy places the organism in Eukaryota, Fungi, Ascomycota, Dothideomycetes, Mycosphaerellales, Teratosphaeriaceae.
AUGGACCUCCUUGAUACCUUUCUCGUGCGACCUUUCUCUCAACACCUUGACUACUUCACACGACUUUGGCCGGCACUCUACCUUCAGACCAUCGCACUGUAUGCCGUGAUCACCGUCACCAUGUUCGCCACAUCGCAAGCAGCAGUAAAUCUGCGCUCACCACCGCCACCAUCACCGACGAAUACCAAGCUCCUCGUGAUCCGCUUCCUCGACGCCCAUCAUGCCUCAGGUGCCAUCGACACCAAGACCCACGCCAUGCUUUACCGCAUGGUUGUUCUAAUAUCCGCCAUGGGAAAGGACCUGCAUAGUAUCAUUCAAAGUAAGUCAGCUCACGUUUCUGUCAUUCACAGGAUGGGGCAGCAUGCGGGCUUUGUGGUUGAGGGUUGCGUUGUUUUGAAGAGGCACUAUGGUAUGCGUGCGGAUCGGGCGGAGGCCAUUGGGGAGCAAUUGGAUGGGCUGGCGAAGGUGCUCAGGGGGACGCAGGAGGAGAAAAUGAUGAUUAUGCAGCCGGAUGCUCUUCUGAGAUUCUUUCGGCAUCUGGCAACUCACUUCUACGACGCAGUAUAUGGGGAGUUCUUGCAGCUUCAUCACGUUCAACCGGAAUGUCCUGGGUGGAGUGUCAAUGGAAAAUUGCUUGCUAUCCAAGAAGCUAUCGACACUAUUUAUGAGAUCAGCCAAUCAGCCGACGAGGUGACGCAGGGUAUCGAAAACAAAUACGGCAGGCUAAGCAAAGCAAGAGAAGCGUCCCUAGCGACUAGGUCCUCGCCGCGUAAAGAUCGCAAGCCGGACCUAACAGUGGAUAUCGCGAAGGCCAAGACUCCGAAGACACUUCCAAUCAUGUCUGUUUUGGAUGGUCCGCCUGUACUACCCCCACUACCAUUCCAGAUCCCAGAAGUCGACGAGCCAGUCCAACAAUCUGCACCUGCUGUAGUCCGGAUCAACAAGCAUCUCAUCUUUCCUUACAAGUCUUUCUCAGCAGUGGAGGAUCAAGUCAGCCAGCGAGGUCAUGCCCGGAGCGCAACAGUGUCAAGCACCGGCUACGUGGCGGACCAGUCGGCCACCGGCCUAGGCAUCUCCAAUCUAGAACCAAGGCAAGUCCCGAAUACUGCAGGCCGCCUUUCGCAGCGUAAGCCGAGCACGGGCAACGUGCCACGGGUGUUCAAGGGCUCUCUGAGCGAGCUCCAGGCGGACGUCGAGCGACUUGGUCUGAACAAAGUCAAGACACCAGAGGGACAGCAUGCUUCGCCUAAGCCAAAAUCGCCACCGCAUGAGGACUUCACCGAGCCUGAAGACUACUAUCGCGGGCAUUCUGCUGGGCUGUCCAGUACUUUCCCGAGCCCCGCAACUGUCCUGCAGAGGCGUGAGGCGUUCAUGAGCAAAGACACCCAGUGGGAGUCUCGGCUGGUUGAUGGUGAAGUCAUUCGCAGCCGGCGACCUUCAGACCGGCUCCAGGUGUCGCGUGCAACACUCGUCAGUGCUCAAAGCGCUGAGGUCGAAGACUACUCUAGCGAUCAGUCAACCCCGAAGGCAUCGCGAGCAAACGCGGGCGGAACAGCGACGAACCGUGGGCCGAUGCGGCAGAGGGAGAACACUAUGUGA